This is a messenger RNA of Falco peregrinus (peregrine falcon), 2986 nucleotides long. It is a transcript of the gene KDELR3, whose product is annotated as KDEL endoplasmic reticulum protein retention receptor 3. Gene Ontology annotation, biological process: endoplasmic reticulum to Golgi vesicle-mediated transport; protein retention in ER lumen. Gene Ontology annotation, cellular component: membrane; cis-Golgi network; endoplasmic reticulum. The transcript is spliced from 5 exons. Bases 598 to 1242 code for a protein of 214 amino acids. Lineage: Eukaryota; Metazoa; Chordata; Aves; Falconiformes; Falconidae. Gene Ontology annotation, molecular function: ER lumen protein retrieval receptor activity. The record is from RefSeq and is a predicted model, not a curated record.
GAAGCCGCCCUGCAGCAGCGCGCAUCCCCGCGGCCGGAGGCCGGGGAUCCCUUUCCCUUUCGCCUUUCCCCCUUUAACAACACUUCCGCCUGUAACUCGAGACAAGUUGGGGAAGGAAAAAAGAGGAAGGGAAAAAAAAAGAAAAAGGGAAAACCAGCGCAGUUAUUCCCGCCUCCGCCUCCUCCUCUCUCCCCUCCCCGGGCAGCCAGGAGCCACGUCACCGUCACCCCGGCUGGCUGCGGGCUGCUCAGCAGGAUCAGCCCGGGGCUCCCGGGCCACCAACCCCAACUUUCUGCCUGGGGCAGGGAGAGGAAGGGCCUGGCCAGGGGAGAGAGAACGUCUACCUUGGGGGAGAAGUAAGCAAGGGAGACACGCAGCCCGAUCUGGCAGGGGACAGGCGCUCGCAGCCAGGGCAGAGCGAGCCUCAACUUUCCUUUGCCAGAAGAGAGGCUCCGUGCUCGGGCAGGAAGGACGGUUAAGCCUGAAGAGCACGUUUGCUCAGGCGAGGCUUGGAGGGGGAAAAACUUUGCCUUUGCCCGCCCUGCCCGCAGGAAGAGCGCCCUGCUCCCUUUGCUCCAGAGGAGCCCCUCUGGCACCAUGAACAUCUUCCGCAUCCUGGGGGAUGUCUCCCACUUGCUGGCCAUCAUCAUCCUCCUGAUGAAGAUUCUGAAGUCCAAGUCCUGCUCUGGUAUCUCUGGGAAGAGUCAGAUUCUUUUUGCCCUUGUCUUCACAACCCGCUAUCUGGACCUGUUCACAACCUUCAUCUCUGUCUAUAACACUGUAAUGAAGGUGAUUUUUUUGAUGUGUGCCUACAUCACCGUGUACAUGAUCUAUGUGAAAUUCCGGAAAACGUUUGACAGCGAGAAUGACUCCUUUCGCCUCGAGUUCCUGCUGGUCCCUGUCACAGGCUUGUCAUUUCUGGAGAACCACAGCUUCACACCCUUGGAGAUACUCUGGACCUUCUCCAUCUACCUGGAGGCCGUGGCUAUCCUUCCUCAGCUCUUCAUGAUCAGCAAGACAGGGGAAGCAGAGACCAUCACGACGCACUACCUUUUCUUCCUGGGCCUCUACCGUGCUCUCUACAUUGCCAACUGGGUCUGGCGCUACUACACGGAGAAUUUCUAUGAUCAGAUCGCUGUAGUUUCCGGGGUGGUACAAACCAUCUUCUACUGUGACUUCUUCUAUCUCUACGUUACCAAAGUCCUAAAAGGAAAGAAGCUAAGUCUUCCCAUGCCUGUUUGAAGACAUUUCAACAGAGAACAUUGGAAAUUCUGAAGAUGAAGCUCUUGAUACCAGUUUUCCUUUCCUGGCCCUUUUUGACUAACGGAUGGCUCAGCCGAGUUUCACUCCAGUGCCGGAAAAACAAGGCCUGGAAAGCAGAUACGCUUUUCAUCCACAUGAGACUUAGCUUUUUUUUAAAAAAAAAAUUCUUCUUACUUGAAUUUGGUGCUAGUUAGUAGUGCUGGCCGACGCUGAAGUAGGGCAAAUUAUUCUCUCCCAGCUUUUCCCAGCAGCUACCUCCAAAACAAUCCUCUACCUUGACCCUGAGGCAGCACAAGUAUAACAGAAACUGUCACUACCUUUGGUCCUUCAGUCCUUGAACGAGUGCCUAAGGUAAAGGGAACAUAGCACCAUUAAGUCCGAUAACAUAUGCAAAGGCCAUGGACCCAUUUCACAUGUGACCACAUCACAUGUGACACAGCAGAUUCUACAAACUGUUAUUUUAAUGCUGUAUGAACUAACACCCUCCUGAAAGUUAACUUUGUCUGACCCUCACCCUGUGCAGGCCCCAUAACAUUCAGUAAAAAUAUGUUGCCUUUGAAUGACUCAAUGAAUCUUCCAAGUCCACAAGUAUUCAAACAUCCUCCCUACUCGCUUUCAGUGGCAGUUCUUUGUAUUCUACAAACUGGGACCAUUUCUAUUAAAAUUCAGUGGGUUGCCAAUGAAUGUUUACAACUCCUUGAAUUUGUUUGGGUUUUUUUUAAUAACUGGGAAGAACAGGGGCAAAGAUAGCUUUACACUCCAAAAAUAAAGACAAACUUCACAACUUAUUGACAACAGUGUUUUUAUUUAUACCUACAAAAGAAAACAAGAUGGUAUCAAAAGGACAAUUUACAAACUAAGAAUAGUAACAUAGCUCUUAGUAUCCUGUGUCUGAACACCACAGAUCCAUGAAUCUCUCAAUUCAAGUCUUCAUUAAUACAACAGGAAUGUGUUCAGAGACCAGCAGAUGCGUGAAACAAGAUGCUGAUCCCACACAAAGCCACUAACCCUUUCAUUGUUCAGAAGUCCAAACAGUAAAUUGCUUCAGGAAGUGCGAGGGGAGGAGACACCCAACUCAUCUGACACUCCCACAAACUUUUACAAAUUGAAAACAACGCAAACAAUACUAGAUGCUGAUGCUUUAUCAACAAGGGCCCUCCAGCUGGUAUAUGGAACAGAGCAGCGAGCACCAGGUGGGACGGGGCAGCACAUGCCACGGUGCAUUUAUGCAUUCAACAGUCUGGUUAACACUCUGAACUGAGACCCUGGACUUCAGCUGACCUCAAUGGCAAUAAAGCACUGCAAGACUUGGCAUAGACAUUUACAUGUGCACAAGUCUCCCCAAAAAGAAGUGAAAGCUAUAGCAGACUAUAAGGCAGCUUUGACGGUCCAGAGACCCUUUUUAAAACCACUCAGUGAGAUACCUUACUCCUACACCCCCUUAAACCACAUUUCUGCAUCGAACUCACAAAUUAAAAUAGUAAUAAUAAUAAAAAAAAAAGCUCUACAUUUGCUUGUGAGGGAGGCCAGAAGAAUCAGUCAGUGCCUGGAUAAACUAAAUGUUUCUGACCUUCACUUAACACAAACAAAGAAUUUCCUGCCCAAGCACUGGGAUUAGAUGGGAUGAGGGAACCAAGGUUCUGGAAGAUCUCUCCUUUUUCCCUCUGGGUCAGCAACCUACCUGUGUACUGCACAAAAGAAAAAAGAAAAAAAAAACAAAACA